Messenger RNA from Scatophagus argus, 1002 nucleotides. RefSeq lists its product as uncharacterized. The record is from RefSeq and is a predicted model, not a curated record. The transcript has 2 exons. NCBI's taxonomy places the organism in Eukaryota, Metazoa, Chordata, Actinopteri, Scatophagidae. The coding region runs from base 305 to 949 and encodes 214 amino acids.
UCACAGUAGUGGACAGGUUUUCCAAGAUGGUCAGGUUCAUAGCUUUGCCCAAGCUUCCUUCAGCUAAGGAAACGGCUGAAAUUAUGAUGGCAAAUGUCUUUAGGAUCCACGGGUUCCCACGGGACAUAGUGUCAGACCGGGGGCCCCAGUUUGUGUCAAGCUUUUGGAGGGAGUUUUGCCGGCUCAUCGGAGCUACAGCCAGUCUGACCUCGGGAUACCACCCGGAGGCUAACGGCCAGACCGAGCGCCUUAACCAGGAGCUGGAAACCGGCCUCCGCUGCCUAGUGUCCCAGAACCCGUCAACAUGGAGCAAACACCUGGUCUGGACAGUGAACCAGAGAGCUCGGUUCCUUCCGCCUAUGCUCUGCUACGCCGCUGCCGGCGAAUCUGGGCAGCCGCCAAGCAAGUUUUGAUCCGCCAGGGGAAUCGGGUCAAGACAGCUGCUGACCGCAGGAGGAGGCCAGCUCCGGUCUACCAGCCAGGCCAGAGGGUCUGGCUAUCUGCCAAGGACCUCAACCUCAAGGUCUCCUCUAGGAAGCUGGCACCGCGCUUCGUGGGUCCUUUUCCUAUCACCCAGGUUGUUAAUCCCGCCGCUGUUCGUCUUCGCCUGCCUCGUUCUCUCAAAGUUCACCCCACGUUCCAUGUCAGCCAGGUCAAACCCGUCCGGGAAAGUUCCUUGGUCCCUGCGGUCCCUCGGCCUCCUCCUCCGGAGAUGGUGGAUGGGGGGCCAGUGUACAAGGUUAAGCGGUUGCUGGCUGUACGGAACCGGGGCCGUGGUAAACAGUAUUUGGUGGAUUGGGAGGGUUAUGGCCCGGAAGAUCGCCUAUGGGUCCCCUCUCGCCACAUUAUAGACAGGACUCUUAUCGUGGACUUUCACCGAGACCAUCCAGGUCAGCCUGGGCCGUCAGGUGUCGGCCCUAGAGGGGGGGGUACUGUCACACAGCGGUGAGGUAUUGUCUCGUUUUGGUUUUAUGUCUCGUCAUUUCUUGUUUUAUUUUGAAA